Messenger RNA from Dermacentor albipictus, 5794 nucleotides. RefSeq lists its product as uncharacterized. Lineage: Eukaryota; Metazoa; Arthropoda; Arachnida; Ixodida; Ixodidae. Gene Ontology annotation, cellular component: membrane. The record is from RefSeq and is a predicted model, not a curated record.
AACAGCGCUCGAGCCUCCCUGCUUCUGGUGCUUCCAAGCGGUUCUCGUCGCUCGAAUUGCAUUUAUCGCACUGCUUUUGUCGCACUACGCACGCGAAUUAUGACUGGUUACGGCACGCCUCCUCGGCCAAAGGCGCUGGCGAAGGACGAGGAACGCGCGCCAGGCGCAGAUCAAGGCAAGCGGCACGUGGAGCUAGACACUCAGCGACCCCACCACUCGCACUCCCAUCAGCCGCCGGCAACGCCCAUGUCGGUGGUCGAGGAGCAAUGGAAGGAGUGUCGCAGCCUCUCCCACCUGGGGAUCUUCAUGCCACUCUACCUGCUGCCGCUGCUGUUCUUCGGCCCCAAGUAUGGAGGCUGCCUGUACUGCCUGCUCCUGCCGCUGCUACUGUGGGCCUUCAACUCGCUGCCCAAGCCUGUCACAUCGCUCGUGCAUCUGGUCACCGUGCCGCUGCUGGGCCUCAUGGAUACAGAACGCGUAGCUCACAAAUACCUUGCAGCCGACGUCCUGACCAUGGUCCCGCUGCUGUUCCUGGUGGUGGUGAUGGACCGCUGGAGCGACGUGGUGCUCGCCACGGCGCAGGGAAUGUGCGCGCGCUUCGGCCUGCGCCGGGGCCCGCUGUUCGCCGGCGCGUGCGCCUGCUCGUUCGCCUGCUCGUGGGUCUUCUCGAGUGCCGUCGCGUCGGUGGCGCUGCUGUACUUCCUGGACCGCGUGCUGACCACGACGUUCAGGGAGAACAUGGACCAAGCGCAGGAUGGCGGCGCCCUCUGGUCACCGCCCCCGCGCAGGCGUUCCUCGCAGCAGGACUCGGCCUCCAUGGCUGCUCGUCCACCUCACGAAGAGGACCACGUGCUUUUCGAACGGCUGACGCAGCUGGUCCUCAGCACGCAGAAGCCCAAGAGCCCAACGCGACACUUCAAAAGGGAGCGAGAGGCAGACGAGGUCAGCAACCUGUCCCAGGCCACCGACGGCGCGACGACUACUGUCACUAUCGAUGAAACCUCUGGAAAGCUGCCAUCGACUCAUUCUAACGAGGACGUCCAACGGAUCGACGCUAGCUCGUCCCACAAGGCCGACAACAAGAGGAAGGCGCCAUUCCGCUUGUGGCGUCUGGGCUGGUACAAGUGGAAUAAACCGCCCGCCAAGCCUAAGGGCCGCAGGGAAGCGUUGACACAGACAGCCGCGAGUACGGAUGCCGCUCUCUCCACCGACCCUCGUGAAUGCCUAGGUCACGUGGCCAAGCAAGGCGAGAGUGCCCCGGCUGAUUCCAUGCCAACGUCCGCUGCACCCGACAGGCAAGCAUCUGCAAGCCAAGCAGACAAAGUGCCCCAGUCUCGAAAAGGUCCAUUCGACAUCGCGACGCCAUUCGCUGCGGUCCGGAAACGGCGACAGUUGAGAAGGCUGAAGAAGCAGCAGCAGCAGCAGCAGCAGCAGCAGCAAGAACAGCGGCAGCCGCAAAAGCAGGAGCCUCCUCCACGGCCACCAGAGCUCCCGUCAUCCAAUCCCACGUUCGCCGAAAGCAAGACCGACACGCAGAUUCCGGUGCAAUCCACGAUGACCACCAGUAAAACGACGACGGAACCGCUGCGGCUGUCUCAUCCUCAACAUGAGUCCAGUACCAAGCAGCGAGACGCUUCCAACCUCGACCGGCACCCCAACACUCCUACCGGCGCAACGAGCCAGCAUCCCUCGAGCCAGUCACGCUUCCAGUGGCUCCGCAAGUUCAGCGUCUUCGGGGGCACGUCGGGCCCCAAGCGCAUCGCUGAGGAGAAAUCGAAAGAGGGUAACGCGCCUCGCGCAGCCUCAAAGAUGCGUGAAACGCACCCGACACAUCAACGUCCGGCCGAUCACGAAAAUGAAGGGUCGAGUCUCUCGUGGACUGAGCUGAGCGAAUGUCGAUUGAGUAGCAGGGAACGUUAUGCGUCUGUGUCGUCGAGCAGAGCACCAGCUACCAAACCCGAGGAUGACAACGUGAAGGAAGUGGGUAGAGUGUUCGUUUUCGAUGCUCUGGCCGAGCACCUGGACUUCGCGAGGAAGGCAUUCAUUACGGCAGCUGCGGGCGUCGUCAACGAGCUAGGCGUUCCGAUCCCCGGCGCCGAAUCCGAGAUCAGCAUCACACCUGAGGCAAGCAUUUUGUCCCCUGCCGUCCAGGGCAGUGGUUGUGCAACAGCUCCGAACAGUGUCACACCGAUGGACGGGGCCGUUCUAUUUAGCUUAGAUAGAGCCGCCGCAUUGGACGUACCCACCCACGCCCUGAAGACGGACGAACGCGACGAGAAAAAAGAAGCCCAAGGCGACGAAGCCUCCGACAAGACCCAUUCGAAAAAGCGCUCCAGAAAAAACAGGCACGGGAGAGAAAAGAAAAAGCAGCAAACCUGUAGGAGUUCUGCUUCCUCGAGUAAGUCCUCGGGGAGGUCCUCCGAACGGUCCUCCCGUAGUCAGACGCCGCGAGCUUCAAACAAAAGCAACCUUCAAGGAAAAAGAAACGCGCCCGUGUUUGUUUCCUUCAGAGAGGAGGAACAACAUGACUUGAAAGGUUCGGAGGCUAACCCUGAUGGUUCCUCAAGCGAUGGUAAGGGCCGAGAAGCCAAGGGUUACCAAGGCGUCGAUUUGGCCGCUACUACCGAGCGCCGACGACACGAAGGGCCGAGCGCCCGACUCGUUGAACCAAACGCGUGCGAGAUCACGGACAUAAACGCACAGGAAGCCCGUUGGCCACCUGCACGGGAAGAUCCGGAAGUUCCAGAACAAUUCUUGGUUCAACUGGAAGCCAGAAAGGUUAGCGUUGCAAUCGCGGCUUCGGCUUCCGCGCGUGAGCCAGAGCAGGGUGGACAGCAUGGUAGCCGCGAGAGGGAAAGCCUGCACAAGGGCAGCCAACUGUCGAAGUCGUCCCUCAAGAAGAGCCGCGGUUCUGACCACCCCAAGAGCAAGCUCGGCGACACGGGAGCCAAGAAGGCGGCGGUAAAAAUGUUUAAGACGGGCUACGAACGGCGCACCAAGAGGAAGCCAGCGGACCACCACCUCGGAAGCCCGCGUCCUACGCCCGAGCCUACCGUUGAUGACGAGGACCGAGCAGAAGAGCAGCGAAAGGGAAUUUUCGCAACGGCCGUAAGCGCCAGCAUGCCUGAAUUAGUCGAGGAGUCGCAGUCUUCGAAAGCGGCCGAAACGCCAAAGCCAGCUGCCGUCGCGGUGGUCGCCGACAGGGACGACUCCAAGUCCGCGGCUGGGGCCACGUCGACGGUGCUGCAGCCACAGAAUGCACUGACGGAGCAGCAAGAGAGCACGCCAUCCACCGUCUCGGGUCUUCUGAAGCGCAGCCCCGCCGUUCCAUUGGCGGCGAGUUCUGCACCCAGGCAGAGAUUGCAGUCCGUCGUCUCUUUCGGAGAGGACGUGAAGGAAAUAUCCAAGGAAGAAUCCUCCACCACGGAAAAGCUCACGCCCCUCUCCCACCUAUUCGAAAGGGCUCCACGGUUGGCGCCCAAGCGGGGCCUCUCGACUAUCCUCAGGGUUCCCGGCUCGGGUACGGGGUCCGCGCGUCCUGGGUCCUCGGUCGACUUUGGGCCUACGCAGUGCGCUGUCAUCAGCCCCGCGGAACAGCACCCCGGUGCCACAACGCCCCGCCUGCUGCAAUCCCGGUUGUCUACGGGCAGCCACUCCUCGACGGCCGACAGCGAAGCGUUGUUGCGGCCUCCCAUCUCGCUGCGUCAGAGGAUGGACAACCGAAGCGCUCCCCUUCACGAGAUGUCCUCGAUGCGAAGUGCUUCCAGCGGCCUGAUUUCCCUACUCGACAGCCGCUUGGGAAGCCAGCUCGCACUGCCCACAAGAAGCUCGAAGACCAAGAGCGCUCGUCUGGACGUGCACAACGCCUUCCUCAUGGGUCCUUCGCUGAUGAGCGUGCUGGGAGACAUCUGCAGCUUCCACGCAAGCGGCAACAAGAGUGCGCUGAAGGUCGUCUCUCUUGCAACGGAAGUCACGGAGCAGCCAAUAACCAGCGUGAAGUGGGCAAUCGUGACGCUUCCCGGAGUGCUACUGGCACUGGUCACCUGCAGCACAGCCGUCUGGCUUCUUUACGUCAGGCCACACGAACCGGCGCCCAUGGCUGCAGAAAACCUGGCCGUCAUCAGGGCUGCUCAACAGAAGCGCGCCCGUCGAAGCAAACAAAGGGGCCUUCGCUAUGCCUGCGCUGCGUACGUGGCCAUCUUUAGUUUCGUGUACCCGCUCUCGCUUGUGCUCGGUUUGACUGAUAGGAUGGCCCUGCUGACAGCGCUGACGUCGAUGAUGCUGAUGACGAGCCUGCUGACGUCGUUCCUGCAGGCGGCCUUCGACUUCGUGCGGCACAUCUGGCGAAUGAUGCCGUGGGGCGUGCUCUUGCUGCUCGGUGCCACGCACGUUGCCUCCGAGCUGCUGCGGACAUACGAACUCCCGCAAGAGGCGCUCGGGGUUGAGUCCAGUUCUUUUUGGGAGGAGCGCAGCCCGCUCGAGGCGCAGACCAUGCUGGCCUUCGCCACCUCGGUGAUGGCCGAGACCGCGGACAAGCGGGUGCUGGUCGAGAUCAUGACGCCGGCCGUGGUGCACGUCGCCGAGAUUCAGCGCAAGUACCCGGCCUACUACGCCAUCCCUGUGAUCGUGGGCGCUUCGAGCAACUUCAUCAUGCCGGCGUCGAUGCCACUCGCUCUCCUGCACGAGAUGGCGCGGGUGCAGUUCUGGAAGCUGUUUCUCUUGGGCCUGUUCGCCAAGAUUAUCGUCAUGGCCAUGGUCAUCGCGACGGUCAACGCAGCCGACAGGGCCGGCCUCUUCGGCACUCAGACCUCUCCGGAAUGAAGAAGCGGGGACGAUUGAUUGGGACGAGGCACUGCACGCCUUGCUAUUGACCUGUAUUGAUCUGUACUUAUGUAACCUGCUUCACAUUGUCGGACUUUCAGCAUUGACUUUACCGAGACCUUUCUCGGUAACCUUGUUGUUCCGACGAAACCCUGCGUGAUUCCUGCGACUUUUUCACGCCCUAUGCCCGGUGAUUUCAGUUGACUGUGUCAGAUGCAAGCGACUUGUUUCGCUCCAAUGAACUCCAGCCAAUAAUCCGAUGACAAGUCGUCGACACUUCACCGGCGAACAUAAUAACUGGCUAUACGAUUACGAAAGUAUGUACACUGAUUCGUGUAGAUGUUGUAGUUUGUAUAGGUAACGUGCGCAUGUUGAAUGUCGUUAGCGACCCUACCGGUGAAGGAUGCGCUCGAAGCGCUGACCUUCUAUCCUAAGGUUAAAUUAUUGAGCGUAAAGUAACAAAGAAGACAAGGAAAAAGAUUCAUUGCUAUGGCGUUCAUGUAUCACUCGGUUGUCUCAAUGCGCCGCUGUGGGUCCAAUGCUUGAUUGCGACUGGGAUUGCCUGGGCGCAAAUAACUUGGGACAUUGUUGGUGUUCCACAAUGCAGACCGUGUUGCGCAUCCAAGCACAUCAUAUACAGAAAUUGUUAACAUAGAGUCAAGGUAGCAAGUAAACAAAAUAAAGAGGAAACUCUCUAAUGCUUCGUGGGAAAAAGUAAAGUUUGAAUGUGUCAGUGCGAGAAAAAUAAGGGGUUAGUGAACCGGGUUGAUGGUGACGCGUGCGGCGUGUAGUUAGAAACUAUACACAUGGUGCUGGAUCAAGCGCCAGUUUUUCUUUAUUAGCAAGGAAAGAAAUUCUCGACGCACAUUUUUUGCUUCUUGUUUCAAGGAAUUGGAUACUGCUAUUUUCCAUUACUUCAGACGUUGAAUGGAACGGUGAAAAUUUUGAAAUAAGUAAACCUUACGGUUUUCCU